Calliphora vicina (urban bluebottle blowfly) is the source of this 2962-nucleotide messenger RNA. RefSeq names its product prostaglandin E2 receptor EP2 subtype. Gene Ontology annotation, cellular component: plasma membrane. The transcript is spliced from 5 exons. Gene Ontology annotation, biological process: inflammatory response; positive regulation of cytosolic calcium ion concentration; adenylate cyclase-activating G protein-coupled receptor signaling pathway. Gene Ontology annotation, molecular function: G protein-coupled receptor activity. The coding region runs from base 353 to 1627 and encodes 424 amino acids. The record is from RefSeq and is a predicted model, not a curated record. Lineage: Eukaryota; Metazoa; Arthropoda; Insecta; Diptera; Calliphoridae.
CAACAAGUGAGAGUGUCAUUAUUUAUUGAUUUCAGUUAAUAUUUUAUUAUAAAAAAAAAUAAUAAAAAUACAUAUGUAUGUAAAAUAUAAUAAUAAAAAAAACUAAAUAAAAUAAUAAUUAAAUUGCACUUGUUUAUGAAAAACUAGUUUUUGCUGCUGCAAAAUUUAAAAUUUUAUAAAACAAAAUUUAAAAGAAAAAAAGUUUAAAAAAAUAUUUACAAAAAAUUCAUUUAACAAGAAAAUAAAUCAAAGAAUUUUAUUUUAUCUGUCGCUAAAAAUUUGAAAGUUGGUUAUAAGUGGUUUUUCUCAUAGAACUCUAACUAGCUUACAAGCACUUAAACGCAACAAAAAAAUGUUAAUUAAAUUAAUUUUAAAGUUAAUUUAUGUUACACUAUCAUUGUUAAGCCUUUGUCAUGGCUUUAAUACCGAAUCAACAGAAGCGACCAGCGAAUUGUAUGAUAAUUUUACCAGUACGGAAUCCUCUACAUCACCGCUGCCCAAACAGUUGUAUCAAAAUAAACGUCGUUUAUUGUUGAGUGCCAUCGUUAUAGUUCUUGGCGUGAUUGGCAAUUUUUUGGCUUUGGUGAUUUUGGCGCGCAAAAAGGCCACCAAACAUAGUAAAUAUACGUUUAUGUUGCGUUGUUUAUCCACAAAUAAUUUUAUCGGUUUAUUGGGCAUGUUAACCACUCUUCUGUUGAAAAUCUAUGUUCCACGUGAAAUCUUUGAACAAUACACCCAAUGGGAUUGUGUGGGAAAAGUCAUUUGGAGAUUUUUCGGCUUAAGUUCCGGUUGCAUAGCAGCUGUAAUGGCCAUAGAACGUUGGAUGGCUUUGGCAAGACCAUUUAUAUAUCACAAACACAUUACAUAUGAAUUGGUGCGUAAAACUAUUAAAUCCUUAAUAUUAAUAGCUGUGGUCAUUACGUUUUUGCCAUUCUUUGGCUUUGGCGCUUAUAUGGAUGAUAGUGAACCAAAUAAAGUGAAAUGUUUGCGUUAUCGUGAUGCUGAGGGUUUUUGGAAUAAAACCUAUUCAGUAUUGUUUAUGUUAUUUGGCACUUUAUUGUGUGUGGUUAUAGUCGCCUGCAACUUAUUUGUUACACGCGUUCUAUGCUUCAUUGGACGUACACGUACCACUCAACGUCACAUGACUUACGACAUGGUAAAUCGUUGUGAAAAGGGUUCGAUUGCACAAAUUGAUGGUGAGAGCUCUAGCGGCACGACACUGUAUCAGCAUCAACAAAGCAGUACGACACACAUACCCCAGUAUCAUCACACUAACAGCGUGACUUUGACAGCAGCCGCAUCGCCCGAUGAAAUUAAAUUCGCCAAAUUAAUGUUGUUCUUGAGCAUUUCAUUUGUUAUCUGCUGGAUGCCACAAAUGAUCGCCAUACCCAUGGCCAUAGUACCGAAUCGUGUUCCCAAAGCUCAUCCUUUCUUUUUGGUAGCCGAUAUGUUGAUGGCAUUACAUUUUACAUCGGACCCUUAUGUCUAUGUCUUGAGUCGCACGAAACACUCUUACAUCUUGGGUUGUCUCAAGCGCUGGCGUACUGGUUUAAAACGUUCACAAAGUGAUCAAAGCCGUUUACGCACCACCAUCGAACAGCAUACUUUAGAUUGCGGUCUCAAUUAAACGUGUAUUGCUUUUAUGAUUUUGAUCAUCAGCUCAUCGGAUAUUGCUGCUAAACUCAUUUAAUUUUAUGUUUCUGUUUUUCUUUUCUUGAUUACAUGCUUCCUUAGUGACGUAAAGACAUUAUCAUUUAUAAGGCACAGUGGAUAUACAUACAUAACUUAAAUCUAAAAUUUCAUAAAUUUACCGAACAAAAUAUAUGUUGAUCUCAUUGAAAACUAAUCCGAACUAAAAUUUUUAAGCUCAAAAUAUUUGUAGUUUGAGUUUGAACCAUAGAGAAACAUAGAGCGGAAACUAGGAUAAAACUCAAACAAAAAAAUUACUCAAAAUAAUCACACAUACGAGUGUUGUUUUUGUUUUCACAUAGUUUUUUCUACUAAUACAUUCUCACCACUUAGGUUUCUGACAACUGAAUUAGGUCUUUGACUGGAGAGUUUCCGCUCUAUGUCUGUUCUCUACGGUUUGAACUUAAUUUUUUUUAAUACAUUUUUUAUUGAAAACAAAUAUUGCUGCGUUUACAUCAAAAAUUACUCUUAUAUCGAAAUUAUUAACGUCCUUGAAUAGUGAUUUAUAGAAUUUGAACCAAAAUUUUUUUAAAUAUAUUUUUUUGCUACCACUGUGCACCAGACAGCAUCCAUUUAUUACCCUUUUUGUACUUAAUAUCGAUUGAUUGUAUCAGCUAGUAGUUGGUUAUUAACCUAAUUACUUUGUUUUUUUUACUAUCCCAAUGAUUAACUUUAAGUCUAAAACAUAAAUAAAUGUCAACAAGUAUUUUGUAGUACAUCCAAAAGUAAAUUACAUUCUACUUUGUAACUACAUAAUUAUUUUUUUUACUAUUAUUGUUGUAAAUAAUAAAUUUUUUAAUAUUAAGUUUUAAUUAAAUUUAGUUUAAAAUAAAAGUGAACCAAUAACUUGAUGUGUAUGAGUAAUUCCAUAAUAAUUAAGCACAGAAAUGAUUAAAUGUAUUUAACCAGAAUUGAUAGAUCGGCUGAUUUAGCAGUGAAUCGUUUUCUAAACUUGCAUUAAAGCGUAAAUAUUUUUAGUUUGAAAUACAUGUAUGACAAUCACUGCUGAAUUUACUGAUUUAUCACGAAUACUAAAAUUAUUUAUGUCUAUUGCAAAAUGUAAUAUGUAUGUAAUAAUUGUUUAAAUUAGAUUUUUAAGUAUUUUAAUUUUGAAUGUCAAAGGCUGGUAUCACUUGUUUGAAAGUGCAAAAUAAAAAUUUAAAGCGUACGAACGAAUCGUUAGACGAGAAGUUGAUUAAUUUAUGUUUUACGUAGCAUAAGUAUGUGUUUUAUUAAUAAACCAAAUAAUUGAAAUAAAUCAAAAAUAAAUGUA